Molecule: messenger RNA, 2006 nt
Organism: Xiphias gladius (swordfish)
Lineage: Eukaryota; Metazoa; Chordata; Actinopteri; Istiophoriformes; Xiphiidae
Product: actin-related protein 3
Exons: 12
Coding region: 141-1397 (418 amino acids)
Biological process (GO): Arp2/3 complex-mediated actin nucleation
Cellular component (GO): actin cortical patch; Arp2/3 protein complex
Molecular function (GO): actin filament binding
Source: RefSeq, a predicted model, not a curated record
CCGAACCCGGAAGCUUUCCCGAGUCGGACGUGAGUGCUGUUCAUUCAGGCUGCUGCGAUUUAUACUGGUUACCGUUGAGAUAUACGUUCAUAUCGGGCGCCUGAUAUAUUUACCUGUAGGUAGAUUAAAGGAGAGCAAGCAUGGCUGGUCGGCUGCCGGCUUGUGUUGUUGACUGUGGCACAGGGUACACAAAGCUUGGUUAUGCAGGAAACACAGAACCACAGUUCAUCAUACCUUCAUGUAUCGCAAUCAAAGAAUCAGCCAAGGUCGGAGACCAGGCCCAGCGCAGGAUGAUGAAGGGUGUGGAUGACCUGGACUUCUUCAUCGGGGAUGAAGCCAUCGACAAACCAUCGUAUGCAACAAAGUGGCCCAUUCGUCAUGGGAUAGUGGAAGACUGGGACCUGAUGGAGAGAUUUAUGGAGCAGAUCAUCUUCAAGUAUCUGCGGGCAGAACCUGAAGACCAUUACUUUCUUUUGACAGAACCUCCCCUUAACACACCAGAAAACAGAGAGUACACAGCAGAGAUCAUGUUUGAGUCGUUCAACGUCCCAGGUCUCUACAUUGCCGUUCAGGCUGUCCUGGCGCUGGCUGCCUCCUGGACAUCCAGACAGGUUGGAGAGCGGACACUGACGGGGACUGUGAUCGACAGUGGAGACGGCGUCACACACGUCAUCCCAGUGGCUGAAGGCUACGUCAUCGGUAGCUGCAUUAAGCACAUCCCCAUCGCUGGUCGAGACAUUACAUACUUCAUCCAACAGCUGCUGAGGGAACGAGAGGUGGGGAUACCUCCGGAACAGUCCCUGGAGACGGCUAAAGCUGUCAAGGAACGGUUCAGCUAUGUCUGCCCUGACCUUGUUAAGGAGUUUAACAAGUACGACACUGACGGCUCCAAGUGGAUCAAACAGUACACAGGCGUCAACGCAAUCACCAAGAAGGAGUUCACCAUCGAUGUCGGCUACGAACGCUUCCUCGGGCCUGAGAUCUUUUUCCAUCCUGAGUUUGCCAAUCCAGAUUUCACCCAGCCAAUCUCAGAGGUGGUGGAUGAAGUCAUCCAGAACUGUCCCAUUGAUGUCAGGCGUCCACUGUACAAGAACAUCGUGCUCUCCGGGGGCUCCACCAUGUUCAGGGACUUUGGCAGACGCCUGCAGAGGGACCUCAAGAGGACUGUGGACGCACGUCUGAAAAUAAGCGAAGAGCUGAGCGGCGGCAAGUUGAAGCCGAAGCCCAUUGAUGUGCAAGUCAUCACUCACCACAUGCAGAGGUACGCUGUCUGGUUCGGAGGAUCCAUGCUGGCGUCUACUCCUGAGUUUUACCAAGUGUGUCACACUAAGAAAGAUUACGAGGAGAUCGGGCCGAGCAUCUGCCGCCACAACCCCGUAUUCGGAGUCAUGUCCUAGGCGCCGGGGGGGAGCGCAUUCAGCGGAGGCCGAGGAAAACGGAGGAAGCGCCGCAAGACCUCACAUGCUGUGGAAGUCCCAUGAGCCUUUGCACGGAUGCUCCGUCAGACCUGUUCAUUCGGAUAGAGCGACAGUGGACCAAACAAACUGCCAAAAGAGUGGCAACAAUCCUCGCAAAUUAGAGGAAAGAGGUGACUCAGCCCAAAGGAUCCUCAAAUAAAAUGUUUACUACAAGUAGGUUAAUAAUAGCUGAUAAAUCUUUAAUUUCUGUGUGCCUCGUAUAUGUACUUAUUCUAUCCUCACAGGGUUGUAAUAUGUAAUUAAUCAACAUGAGUCCUGUAUAAAUGCACUUCUCUGUGUAUAAGGGUUGGGUUCUUGCUAUAUGUUAUAUACUCUGAAAAAUGAAAACGUAGGGGUUGUUUCAAGAAGCAGAACAUGCUUAGCUAGAUCACCUCCACAAACAUCAUUGAGUAAAACACCUUUUUGAUCAUUAAGUCAUCAAAUGGGUGCAAACAUGCAAGACAUUGUUAUAAAAAAAAAAAAAAACAAUCACCAGACAAUUGACCAUUCCUGAUUUCCUUUCUUCUUUGUGUGUGUCUUUUUUUUUUU